Gadus macrocephalus (Pacific cod) is the source of this 2752-nucleotide messenger RNA. It is a transcript of the gene txlng, whose product is annotated as taxilin gamma. Gene Ontology annotation, biological process: regulation of cell cycle. NCBI's taxonomy places the organism in Eukaryota, Metazoa, Chordata, Actinopteri, Gadiformes, Gadidae. The transcript has 11 exons. The record is from RefSeq and is a predicted model, not a curated record. The coding region runs from base 38 to 1759 and encodes 573 amino acids. Gene Ontology annotation, molecular function: syntaxin binding.
UGUGUGUGUGCGCGCGCGUGGGGGAACUUUUUCUACGAUGGCACCUGUGGUCUCGACUUGUGACGUCAGCCGGAAGAGGAGGAGCCUAAGUGUUUUCGCUCCACAGUGUAAAAGCGACUCUGAUCCCAGGCAGAUCAAUACGCAGCAUAUUAACAUUGGAUUACUAAUGGAGGCAGCUGGUGUGUGUGAACUUGAUGUGGCGUCCAGAAGAAUAGUCGGAGGCAAUGAUUCACCGCCUGAGCUGGACAGCCCCUGCCAGGAGGAUGCUGGUGAGUUCAGCCUGGGGGUCUGCUGCUCCAAGGAGCUGAGGGGGGAGACCCCGGGAAGAGAGGACAGCCCGAGCGACCUGGGGGAGCCCGAGCUGGACCCAGGAGGAGAUGCCAAGACCAGGGACGAGAAGGGCUUUGGUAAAGAAGCCAUCCUGCUGAUGCAGGCCCUGAACUCACUGGCCACGCCAGAGGAGAAACUAGCCGCCUUGUGCAAGAAGUACGCUGACCUGCUGGAGGAGAGCCGCUGCAUCCAGAAGCAGGUGAAGGUGCUGCAGAAGAAGCAGUCCCAGAUAGUGAAGGAGAAGCUGCACCUGCAGGGCGAGCACAGCAAGGCCAUCCUGGCGCGCAGCAAGCUGGAGAGCCUGUGUCGGGAGCUGCAGAGGCACAACAAGACACUGAAGGAGGAGAACGGCCAGCGCUCCCGGGAGUACGACGAGCAGCGCAAGGAGGCCAUGCAGCACUUCCAGCUGACCCUGAACGACAUCGAGAUGCAGAUGGAGCAGCACAGCUCCCACAACGGCAAGCUGCGGCAGGAGAACAUGGAGCUGGCCGACAAGCUGAAGAAGCUCAUCGAGCAGUACGAGCUCCGCGAGGAGCACAUUGAUAAAGUGUUCAAGCACAAGGAGGUCCAGCAGCAGCUGAUGGACGCCAAGCUGCAGAGAAUCACGGAGAUGAUGAGGGAAGUGGAGGAGAAACAGCAGAGGGAGAGAGACUUUCUGCUGAAGGAUGCCACCGAAUCCAGACACAAGUGUGAGCUGAUGAGGGAGCAGGAGACCCAGCUCAAGCAGCAGCUUUCUUUGUACAUGGACAAGUUUGAAGAGUUCCAGAGCACGCUGGCCAAAAGCAAUGAGGUGUUCACAACGUUCAGACAAGAGAUGGAGAAGAUGACCAAGAAGAUCAAGAAACUGGAGAAGGAGACCACCCAAUGGAGGACCAAAUGGGAGAGCAACAACCACGCCCUGCUGCACAUGGCAGAGGAGAAAACCCUGCGUGACGGCCACUUCAAGGCCCUGCAGGGGAAGCUGGAGCUCCUGGAGAGGCUGUGCCGCGCGCUGCAGAAGGAGAGGAACGACCUCAACAGCCGCAUCGGCGUCCUGCAGGAGGAGCAGGGCGGCGAGGACGUCUCCACGCUGCCCGAGGCCGGCCCCGUGGAGGCCAUCCCCGUGGAGGCCAUCCCCGUGGAGGCCAUCCCCGUGGAGGCCAGCCCCGUGGAGGCCAUCCCCGUGGAGGCCAUCCCCGUGGAGGUCAGCCCCACCGAGCCCUCUGCCGGGGGGGACGAGGACGAUGCGGCCGAGGACACGCCGGAGAGCCGGGCGCCUGGCCUCGGGGAAGGGGAAGGGGAGGAGGAAGCGCCCUGCCCAACGUCCGGGCCUCUUGGACUGGAGGAACAGCAGCAGGGACCCCCAGAGGAUGGAUCGGCCACAGCGGAUGGAACGGAUACUACUGCCGCGGGCGGCCACACUGCGGCAACACAGCAAGCACAGGACUGAGGGGCUGGUCUGUGUGUGAAGGAGGGGAGGGGGGGGGGGGGGGGGGCGGGGGGAGCAGUGUAAUACCAUGGGUCCCUUUCGAAUCUGCUACCUAGCUGGUUAAACACCAGAUCUUCAGUUGAGUUAUUCACUCGUUUGGUUAGGUUUGUCCCUAGAACUUGCAUUCUCCAUGUUCCCUCGGAGGGAACCUUUGUUUUUUUUUUUCCAGAUUUUUCUUUUUUUUGUAGCAUUUUAAGAGUAAAGCAAUUGCAUCAGUUAUUCUUUUCCAUUUCUUUGUCCCCCGGCUUUCCGUUGGUUUAAGAUAAUUAGCUUUGUAGCAAGCACUUGGUACCUCCUGAUUUCUAUUAUUUUUUCACUCUACCGUAUUUUCCUAGGACUCUGUGGCAGCCGGAGGGAAGCUGCACUUUGAUUCUUACGCUAAUCAGCAUUGUAUUUUUUUCAUAUUUUCUGAGGGUCUUUUGGACAACUAUAGUCAUGAUUAUAAUUUGGUUGUUUUGUUUGAGGGGGAUUUCCAUUACAAGUGUAGCCAGUUUUUUUCUAAUAUGUAUAAUCCUGAGGGAAAUUGCGCCAUGUAGCAUUUACAGAAUUUCCCCCUGGUUCAUGGUAGAGCCGGGUUUAUUUUCAUCAAAAAUCACCACAGGCUACCGCUUCCCCCCCACCACUCAGACUAUUUUUCCAAUACUUCAGUCUUUGUGUGUGUGUGUGUGUGCGUAUGUUUGUGUGUCUGCCAUCAGGGCAAAUUACACUCUGAGUUUCCAUCAUUGUGUGAAUGCAAUUCCAAUCAGCCUUGGUAAAACACGGUAAUAUAAAAUGUCAAGGGCUAAAGUUUAACAUUCCCCAUGGUGUCCCCCACUGCAGACACUUGAUCUAGGCUUUCUGGACCUGGGUGCUGCUUGUGGUUCUGAACCCGUUUUUAGUGUCGUCUGUUCAGGAUGGCUCCCAACGUGUGAAUCCCUCGAACUCGAUGCAGAGUUAGCAUCUUAAAAAACCCCA